Galleria mellonella (greater wax moth) is the source of this 3808-nucleotide messenger RNA. It is a transcript of the gene Lim1, whose product is annotated as LIM/homeobox protein Lhx1. Lineage: Eukaryota; Metazoa; Arthropoda; Insecta; Lepidoptera; Pyralidae. The transcript has 7 exons. Gene Ontology annotation, biological process: neuron differentiation; regulation of transcription by RNA polymerase II. The record is from RefSeq and is a predicted model, not a curated record. Bases 249 to 1472 code for a protein of 407 amino acids. Gene Ontology annotation, molecular function: DNA-binding transcription factor activity, RNA polymerase II-specific; RNA polymerase II transcription regulatory region sequence-specific DNA binding. Gene Ontology annotation, cellular component: nucleus.
UACAGCUUUUUCGUCAGUACGCGUUCAGUAGUCGCGCGUGUUAGAGCGAUAUUCGUGACGGCGCGCGAAAACGUCGCGUUGUGUCAAGUGCAGUGCCGUGUAGAGGUGCCGAAGUGGCGGGUUUCCUUGCCUCAGGACGGGGGGCCCAUGCCCCCUUCCACCAACACCACAUUGGUAAAAGUUAGUGUCCUGUGAUCAUAACCUAAAAAAAAACUUUUAAGUUUGUCUAUGGUUGGAUUGAACUGUGAAUGUGCUUGACGAUGCCGACCUAUGGAGGACGGGGCGAGGCAGGCGGCGCGAUGGCCUGCGCCGGCUGCGAGAAGCCUAUACUAGACAAAUUCCUGCUGCACGUGCUGGAGCGCGCGUGGCAUGCGGCGUGCGUGCGCUGCGCGGACUGUCGCGCGCCGCUCGCCGACAAGUGCUAUUCUAGGGAUAACAAACUCUUCUGUAGGAACGAUUUCUUUAGGCGAUAUGGAACGAAAUGCAGUGGUUGCGGUCACGGGAUCUCACCAUCUGACCUCGUGCGGAAAGCGCGGGAGAAGGUCUUCCACCUCAACUGCUUCACCUGCCUGGUCUGCAGGAAGCAGCUCUCCACUGGCGAAGAGUUAUAUGUGUUGGAUGAUAACAAAUUUAUAUGUAAGGAGGAUUACCUCGCGGGGAAGGCACCGACGACGCAGCAUUCUGACUCGUUACUGGGGUCAGGCUCAGACGAGGAGGAAGAAGAUGAGUCGAGAGCAGCGAACAACUCGAGCAGUCCUGCGCACGCGUCGCAUCCUGCCCUACAUUCAGACCUCUCACAUAAUGGCGACACCAAACCACACGAAGACUCGGAAGAUCAGGGUUCACUGGACGGGGACCCCGAGACGAGAGAUUCACAAGCAGAGAACAAAUCACCGGACGACGGUAACGGCGGCUCAAAAAGAAGGGGACCAAGAACUACGAUAAAAGCUAAGCAGUUGGAGAUAUUGAAAUCGGCAUUCUCGCAGACUCCGAAACCCACGAGGCAUAUACGGGAACAGCUGGCGAAGGAGACAGGGCUGCCCAUGAGAGUUAUACAGGUCUGGUUCCAGAACAAGCGAUCGAAAGAGCGUCGCUUAAAGCAACUCACGUCAAUGGGCAGAGGCCCCUUCUUUGGGUCUUCGCGUAAAAUGAGAGGGUUCCCCAUGAACUUGUCUCCAGGAGGCCUAGAAGAGGGUCCGCCGGGGUUUCCGUAUUUCGCGACAGCAGAUGGCAAGUUCGAGUUUGGUUAUGGCCCGCCGUUCCACCAUGAUGCGCCUUUCUUUCAUCCCCCGCCGACGAUGCCGUUUAAUCAGCCAGGUCGGUUCGCAGGCGGAAUGGAGACGCUGCCAGGCGGCGAGUUCCCCGAACAGUUCCCGCCUCCGGAUCACCUCGUUCUCCCUCGGCCUUCGUCGCCUGAGUUCACCUUUGGCGACGCCCCACCACCUCUCCAUCCCGAGGGACUGGUCUGGUAGCUGAAGCCAGAGCCGCGAGACUUCCACGACUGAUGCGGCUCGACGGGCUACAAAGUGGACUUAUUGAACAGUGUUAUAUAAAACUGUGAAGUUUAUAAGACGCAGUGUUAUUGUGAUUUUAGUUCUCCGGGUAAAUUUUAUAGUUUUCAGUGCAUAAUUCUACGUAUCCAUAAUCUUUUAGUCGACAAAAAUAAAAGGGUUAAAUCAGCGAUUUUACAUGAGUCAUGUUAUAUUUCAUUUCGUAUAUCCAACUAAAUUUAAUAGACAUUUGGCGUUGAGCUUUUAUCGACAAUGCCCUAGUCUGGUUUAUACAAAAUUAAAUAUAUUUUAACCAUUCAGGUAAAGUUUUUAAAAUCUCCAGGAUAUUUUCAGAUAAAGCAAACCGUUACAAUUUCGAAGGCUUCCUUCCAAUUGUUUCUCUCUAAUUAAAUUCAAAUGGAUUUUCUAAUGGGUUCUAAAAUCGUAUCCUCAUUUCAUUGAUUCGCUAUCGACAAGGUCGUUGAGGUAAACACAAUCUUCUACGUAUACAUCAGGUGAUGGGCUUCUGGUUGUCCAUUACUAAUAGUUUAGUUCCAGUAAAAUGUACUUACUCAUGGAACUUGUUAGUUUUUUUACCGUUUUUUUUUUUAUUGUUGUAGUAAACGUAGUAUUAUUUUCCGAUGAAGUACGAUGAAUUCUCGUUUACGAUGGACAAGAUAAGAAACUAUAUUUAUGAUAUUAAUAAAUUUGUAUUUAAUAGUUUAAAAUGUACUUGUCAUGCAUUUUUUUCAUUUGCUGUAAACAAGACGCAUAUUAUAUCAACUAACGUAUUAAGUUCUUUUGAUAUUAUUAUUCCAGAAAACCUAAUUUUAUGAAAAAAAAUUGAAACUACCUUUUUAAUAUAGUUAAAAGAUUUUUUGGUUAAAAAUAUUUGUAAUGGUUUGAUUUUUGUCUGAAAUAGUUCUGAGAAUGUUAACGAUGAGAAUAUAACAUUUUACAUUGUUUUAUUUGUCAUUUAUGUUUUUAUACUGCUUAAUGUAUGUAACAAAUGCUGAUACAUUUGACAAAUGAAGUUAAGUUACACCGAAUAGAAUUAUGAAUUAGCGAAUUAAAUACUUUCCAACACGAUACGCAGCGAAAGAGCAGCAAAAUAACUAGUUAUCGACAUUUAUUUUUUUUCGAUUUUAUUAAUUUAUACAUUAUCUAAUAUAAAGUUUUGUUAUUGUGCUAUUCUUAGAAUUAGUCCAAUCCUUUAUCCCCCUUAUUUAUGUUAACACGAAAGUCUAUAAUUGUGAAUACAUAGCGAUACUGUGAAUACAUAGUGUAAGUGUACAGAAAAAGUUUUAUAAUUAAUAAUUAUAAUUUAUUGAGUUAUUAAAAGUAUUUAUUUAACGUAGGCCUAUAACUGGCUAGCUACAAGAAAGUUUAUUGUAAGCAAAUAAUUUUGGUUCCUAUUUUAAAAUAUAUGGCAAUUCAGCGCAUUUUGUUUUUGUAUAUUAAUAAAUGUAUAUUUCUAUUGACAUUUAAUUAAAUUAAGUACAAUCAUUAUAUAGACAAUUAACGGACAGACAUGAUGUAAAUAUUAAGUAAUGUAAAUACAAAGUAUUAUGAGUAAAUCUGUACGAUAUUGAUAAUGUAUUUAAUUGAUACUCUACGUGUAAGUAUAAAAUCGUCAAAUAUCUCAAAUUUAUUUUAAUUUUUUUUUGUCAACCAUUCCUUAUUUUUAAUAAGGUUUUUAAACUUUCUCAAUUUAACGUAAUUGAAUAUUAUAUUAUUUACAUACCUCUUUAUUUUUGCUUAAGUACCACAGAAGCUAUGAUUUGAGUGUGCUAAAAUUCAUUUAAAUAAACGCAUUGUAAAUAAAUUUUUACUCUCAAGAUAUUUUUAAAUGACGAAUGAGUUUCCGUACAUUACAAUAUACUUACAGUAUUUAUCGUGUUCUAAGUCACGAAAUGUAUUAAAAAUGUGUGUAAAUAGGUAUUAUGUAAAUAUACAGUAAUGAAACUUUAAAUGAAAGUCACGCGUAAUAGUUAAAAAGGAUCUAAAACUUCAAUGUAAACCAUAAAGAAUCUCAAACUGGCAGCUUUUGCAGUGAUUAUUUAAAAAAAAAUAGUAAUUAAUAUAAAAGAUUUUUUUACUUAAAAUUUUGUGUUGCCAGUAUUAAAUAUCUCUACUAUAAUGAUUUAAUAUUCAUUAAUAUUUAAUAUUUCAUUUAUUUUACUUCGUGACUUGGAAGAUGAUGUGAAAACUGUAAAUCAAGAUACUUAGUAUGUACAUUAGUGUAAGUGUUAAUAUCCGUACAUACUGUUAUCUAUCUGUAUUUAGGGUAUAAAUAAAAGUAUAAUGGAAUUGUCUGU